UUAGGCGCGGGCUCGCUAGCGCGACGUGGUCGACGCGUUGGCCCACGAAGGUCGCGUCCCCUCGAUUCUGCUGCCUCAGCUCCAACUGUCGACACAACUCUGCACUCUUCCUCUCGCCAUUUCUGCACCGCCUCUUCUCUUCCGCUGUCUGCAAUCGCUUCGAUCCACAUUCACCAUGCUUGAGGCACGCUUAGAACAGGCCAACCUUCUGAAGAAGGUGGUCGACGCCAUCAAAGACCUCGUGCAGGACUGCAACUUUGACUGCAAUGACUCCGGCAUCGCGCUGCAGGCCAUGGACAACUCGCACGUCGCCCUCGUGUCCAUGAUGCUGAAAUCCGACGCCUUCUCCCCCUACCGCUGCGACCGCAACAUUGCCCUCGGCAUCAACCUCGGCUCUCUCACCAAGGUCCUCCGCGCUGCGCAGAGCGACGACACACUGACACUGAAGGCCGAGGAUGCGCCAGACGUCGUCAACCUCGUCUUCGAGACGAGCGACUCUGACAGGGUUAGCGAGUACGACAUCAAGCUCAUGGACAUUGACCAGGAGCAUCUGGGUAUCCCCGAGACUGAUUACGCUGCGACCAUCGCGAUGCCCGCCGCCGAGUUCCAGCGCAUCUGCAGGGACCUAAGCGCUCUUUCGGAAUCAGUCUCAAUUGAGUGCACGAAGGAGGGCGUCAAGUUCUCCUGCCAGGGUGACAUUGGAUCUGGCUCUGUGCAGCUUAGGUCCCACAGUGCCGUAGAUAAGCCCGAGGAAAGCAUCGAAAUCGACCUGACCGAGCCUGUAUCCCUCACCUUCUCGCUAAAAUACCUCGUCAACUUCUGCAAGGCAAGCGGCCUGUCCAGCCAGGUCAAGCUGUGCCUCUCCAGCGAAGUUCCCCUCCUCGUGGAGUAUGGCCUCCAGAACAACAGCUACUUGAGAUUCUACCUUGCGCCUAAGAUUGGUGACGAGGAGUGAACGAUUCAUGACGUUCUGCGAAACGAGAUGUGUUUUCAAAGAUUCUGUGGGGGCGCGGCUGCGUAAUGUCUUGAUAUGCAUGAGAAUGUCUAUCGGGUUCAUAUGGCGGUAUUAGAUUGGCGAUACUGCGUGUUAGUCCCAACCCCUCGGUGCUAAGAGGGCGCCGAGGGGUACCCCGCCGACGUCAGCGCGUCGUGCGAGCAGAUAACGGAAAAAAAUCAACAAUAAACUCAUACUUCGC
Trematosphaeria pertusa is the source of this 1196-nucleotide messenger RNA. RefSeq names its product proliferating cell nuclear antigen. Gene Ontology annotation, molecular function: DNA binding; DNA polymerase processivity factor activity. NCBI's taxonomy places the organism in Eukaryota, Fungi, Ascomycota, Dothideomycetes, Pleosporales, Trematosphaeriaceae. The record is from RefSeq and is a predicted model, not a curated record. Gene Ontology annotation, cellular component: PCNA complex. The transcript is spliced from 5 exons. Gene Ontology annotation, biological process: translesion synthesis; mismatch repair; leading strand elongation. Bases 176 to 955 code for a protein of 259 amino acids.